CUAUAUACGCCCCCACUUCCUCCUCCUCUGCUCGCAUCCCCUGCUUCUUCCCCUGCUUCUUCGUCUGCUUAAUUGUGUUGUUGGCCAUGAGGAUGAGCUGCAAUGGCUGCCGAGUGCUGCGGAAAGGAUGCAGCGAGGACUGUUCCAUCCGCCACUGCUUGCAGUGGAUCAAGAGCUCCGAGUCGCAGGCCAAUGCCACCGUCUUCCUCGCCAAGUUCUACGGCCGCUCCGGCCUCAUGAAGCUCGUGGACGCCGGCCCCGCCCACCUCCGCCCUGCGAUCUUCCGGUCUCUGCUUUAUGAGGCCUGCGGGCGAUUCGUGGACCCGAUCUACGGCUCGGUGGGGUUGCUUUGGUCGGGCGGCUGGCCGCGGUGCCAGGCGGCGGUGGAGGCGGUGCUCAACGGCGCGCCCUUGGCGUCGAUUUCCUCCGAUGCGGCGACCUCCACCACCCCGUCGCCGCCGCCGCCGCUCAGGGCCUACGACAUCCGCCACGUCUUCAAGGACAGGGCACCCGCCGAGCUCCACAGGGUCAUCAAGCCCCGCCACCGGUUCAAGCGUUGCGGCGCCAGGAACUCGACUCAUCCCGAAGCACCGCCGCCGCCCGCAGAGGCGGACAACGAGAGCACGUCGGCGGCGGACACCUUGGAGGAGGCGUCUCACGUGAGCCAGGGCGGCGAACCUGACCGCGACAAGGCCAAAGAGGUCGGCCUCGAGCUCACCCUCGGCUUCGGGUCGGUAUAAUCCCAGUCAACGCGCUUCACGGCCGACGUCACCCUGGCGCCGGCGGCGGCCGCUUUUUAAUCCACAAUCCCACUACAUCACAACAAAAAAAGCCGGCCGGCCGGAUGAUCGAUCAAAGAGUUUUUUUUCUUCAGUAAUUCACUUGGCCGCCUCUCCUCUCCUCUCCGUCAACCGAUCAUAUGUAGAUCACACUAGUUUUUUCAUGUUUGUCGUAUCUUCUUCGAUAUGCCUUAAUGUUCAUUUAUCGAUCCGUAGGAUUAAUUAAUGUAAAUUAAACUAGGUCAAAGUUUUUUUUUUCUUU
Molecule: messenger RNA, 1041 nt
Organism: Zingiber officinale
Lineage: Eukaryota; Viridiplantae; Streptophyta; Magnoliopsida; Zingiberales; Zingiberaceae
Product: LOB domain-containing protein 40-like
Exons: 2
Coding region: 87-740 (217 amino acids)
Biological process (GO): regulation of gene expression
Source: RefSeq, a predicted model, not a curated record